AUGAACUUGGCUUCUUCUUCUGCUCUACGUUUAGAUUCUUCUUCUGCCUUAAGCUUGGCUUCUUCUUCUUCUGCUUUACGUUUAGCUUCUUCUUCUGCCUUAAGCUUGGCUUCUUCUUUUGCCUUAAGCUUGGCUUCUUCUUCUGCCUUAAGUUUGGCUUCUUCUUCUGCCUUACGUUUUGCUUCCUUUUCUGCUUUUUGCUUAGCUUCUUCUUCUGCUUUUUGCUUAGCUUCUUCUGCCUUACGUUUGGCUUCUUCUUCUGCCUUACGUUUAGCUUCUUCUUCUGCUUUAAGCUUAGCUUCUUCUUCUAGUUUACGUUUGGCUUCUUCUUCUGCCUUAAGCUUGGCUUCUUCCUUGGCUUCUUCUUCUGCUUUACACUUGGCUUCUUCUUCUGCCUUAAGCUUGGCUUCUUCCUUGGCUUCUUCUUCUGCCUUACGAUUGGCUUCUUCUUCUGCCUUAAGAUUGGCUUCUUCUUCUGCCUUAAGCUUGGCUUCUUCUUCUGCCUUACGUUUGGCUUCUUCUUCUGCUUUAAGCUUGGCUUCUUCUUCUGCCUUACGUUUGGCUUCUUCUUCUGCUUUAAGCUUGGCUUCUUCUUCUGCCUUACGAUUGGCUUCUUCUUCUGCCUUAAGAUUGGCUUCUUCUUCUGCUUUACGUUUGGCUUCUUCGUCUGUGUCAGGAACCGGUGUAGUUUCCUUUACAGACUGGUCUUGUUCUUCCUCCUGUGGUGUUGGUGUUGUUUCACGAUCAAACUCAGCUGAUUCUCCUACAUCUGAAGAAGAAAAUAUUUUAAAUAUUUUAAUAUUUGGUUAUUUUGUUACAACAAUUUGUCGCUAA
Molecule: messenger RNA, 834 nt
Organism: Patella vulgata (common limpet)
Lineage: Eukaryota; Metazoa; Mollusca; Gastropoda; Patellidae
Exons: 4
Coding region: 1-834 (277 amino acids)
Source: RefSeq, a predicted model, not a curated record